CUUGGACAUACGGUGGAAAUUGAUCCCGGGGUUAAAGCUCGCUAAAAUCCGAACCGCCCGACGAAAGCUUAGCCAAAAAGCGUGACGCCCGACGUCGGCGAGAAUUGCCGGUCGGCAGACCCUCGGGGGGCGUUUUCGAGGUACACGAACCGCCACCCGGCGAAUUUUGAUAUCCUUCACGAGGGAUAUAUUGAUAGUCGGCUUGACUGCCUUUGCCUGAAUGGCUGUAACAGAGGCUCAUAUGCAAUUGAAUAUCAUGUAAAAUUUAAUUGAUUGGCGGUGUCGGACAUCCUACCGUGUCAUUCAGGCAUUAGUAAUGGGAUGAGGGGCAACAAGUGGGGAGGGGCAUUUUUUGGGGAAAGAAGACGGUUCACGGUGGAUGCUGCUCAUUUGAGGCAAAGCCCUGUGGAUAUAUCUAGUCGCCAUUCCCUCCCUUGACAUCCUUGUCACUAGAACUGUUCCAUAUACCCCUUGUCUAUACUUCCCAUCAAUACCCCAAACCUAACCACCCGUCACCAUGGCCUCUAACCCUCCCGGAGCUUGCUGUGCCCAGGGCUUCAAGCACGAAGGCACCCCUGUCGGUGAAGUCAAGAAGAUCAACAACAUCGACACCUACAUUGUCUACCCCAAGGACAACAAGACCCCCGAGAAGGCUGUCCUCUUCCUGAGCGACAUCUUCGGUCUCUUCAACAAUGCUAAGCUCCUCGCCGAUGAGUUCGCCAACAACGGAUACCUGUGUGUCCUCCCCGACCUGUUCAGCGGCGACGCCAUCGACCCCGUCGCCAUGGAGUCCGGCAAGUUCGACAUUGGCGCUUGGUUCCCUAACCACCAGCCCGCCAACGUCGACCCCAUUGUCGAGUCGACCAUCAAGUACAUCAAGGGAGACUUGGGCGUUAAGCGCAUCGGCGCUGUCGGUUACUGCUUCGGUGCCAAGUACGUCUGCCGCUUCAUGAAGGACGGCCAGAUCGACGUUGGUUUCAACGCUCACCCCUCUUUCGUCACCCACGAGGAGCUCGGCGCCAUUCAGGGCCCUCUGUCCAUUGCUGCUGCUCAAAUCGACAACAUCUUCACCACCCAGCUCCGUCACGAAUCUGAGGAGACCCUCAUCAAGACUGGCAAGCCUUGGCAGAUCAACCUGUACAGCGGUGUCUCCCACGGCUUCGCUGUUCGCGCUGACCUGAGCGUCCCCCACUUCAAGUGGUCCAAGGAGCAGGCUUUCUGCCAGGCCGUCAACUGGUUCAAGCAGUACCUGUAAAUGCGUGCGGUAGAGAAUAGAGAAUUAGCGGCUUCUUAUGUACAUGUUACCAUUAGUUAAAUAAUGAACCGGUAUGAGGCAUGAUAUUUCUGAAAAUCCAUCAAGGCUAUAUAAAAUACUGUGAAGAGAAGUAGGUGAUGUAGAGCACAAAGGAACGAUAAGCGUUAUCUGCCACGUGACCCCGG
Messenger RNA from Aspergillus welwitschiae, 1440 nucleotides. Its product is annotated as dienelactone hydrolase family protein. The record is from RefSeq and is a predicted model, not a curated record. The transcript is spliced from 4 exons. Gene Ontology annotation, molecular function: hydrolase activity. Lineage: Eukaryota; Fungi; Ascomycota; Eurotiomycetes; Eurotiales; Aspergillaceae. The coding region runs from base 518 to 1255 and encodes 245 amino acids.